Molecule: messenger RNA, 4957 nt
Organism: Penaeus chinensis
Lineage: Eukaryota; Metazoa; Arthropoda; Malacostraca; Decapoda; Penaeidae
Product: heparan sulfate glucosamine 3-O-sulfotransferase 1-like
Exons: 6
Coding region: 186-1259 (357 amino acids)
Molecular function (GO): [heparan sulfate]-glucosamine 3-sulfotransferase activity
Source: RefSeq, a predicted model, not a curated record
ACACGCAGUCUUGUCUGGGUCGCGAAGGGGAACGCACGUGCGAUGGUUUGCAGAUAACAGUGUCAUUAUUUACAGUGCUUUUUGUCUUUUUUUUUUUUUUUUACUCCCAGUGUCCACUUAAGCUUUUUGAGAUAAGCCGGGUAGAAGAAACUUUGGAUCGAUGCAGCAGUUAGCAAGAAGAUAUUAUGUCAGUUGGAAGUGAAAACUAUCAACUUGUCUGGAGCGAGGACCCAGGACCUGAGGCCUCCAGGGGGCCACUCAUGGGGGGCCGCUGGGGUUGCUCUUCUCCCCUGAGCAUGCUGCGGCGGGUGGCCCCCAUCAUCAUUUUGGCUUCACUCCUCGUCUGUCUGUUCCUCUACUACACUUCACCUUUGGGAGCGACAACUCUGUAUGCACCAUCAGCAGCAUCUGAGACCACUGGACUUGAUUCCGCCACAACAGAAGUUUACCGCAAACGCCUUCGUUUUCGAGGAACCCAGCGGAGACUGCCCCAAGCCCUGAUCAUUGGAGUGCGGAAAUGUGGAACACGGGCCCUACUGGAGAUGCUCAAUUUGCACCCAUACAUCCAAAAGAAUGGAGCCGAGAUGCACUUCUUCGACGAUGACGAGCGCUACGCCAAUGGCAUUGAAUGGUACCGGAAAAAGAUGCCAUACUCUUUUGAUAAUCAAAUCACAAUGGAGAAGACACCAUCCUACUUCAUCUCCCGAGAAGCACCGGCCAGAAUCCACGCCAUGAACACCUCGGCCCGGCUCCUGCUCAUCGUUAGGGAACCAGCUGACCGUGUGCUCUCAGAUUACACCCAGAUUAUGGAGUCUAAACUGAGGAAGGGGAUCCAGAUCGCGCCGUUCCAUGAGAAGAUUCUGACGCCUGACGGGGAGAUUGACGAGACGUACAAGGCCAUCAAAAUAAGUCAGUAUGCAAUACAUGUGUUGCGGUGGCUGAAUGUUUUUCCUAGAGAUCAGAUACACAUCGUUGAUGGCGAUAAAUUAAUAGCCGAUCCUUUUUCGGAGAUAGACAAGGUACAACGGUUCCUGAGGCUUCCUCUCCACAUCACAGCGGAGAAUUUUUACUUCAAUGAAACAAAGGGAUUUUACUGUAUGCGUAAUGAGACUUUUCAGAAGUGCUUAGCCGACUCAAAAGGGAGGAGUCAUCCCUUUGUUGAUCCGGCUCUGAUGUCUAAAUUACGCAAGUUCUUUGCUCCUUUCAAUGAGCAGUUUUAUGAAAUGGUUGGACAGAACUUCAGCUGGCCUACCUCGUAAUCUCGCUUCGUAAAAGGGAAAAAACAGUAAAGUAAUUUGGCAAAUGUUGUUCAUAAAUACUCGAGCAGCUUCAGGUGCAUAUGUACAAUUAUAGGGUAGUUCAUUUAGUUACUUAUGAUGGUGUAAUGGUAUGGGACUGUGGAUAUAGUUUAUUUUUUAUUCAUCUGGGCAUGAAUGCUUCAAUAAUGAUGAGUGUUUGUUUUAUAUAAAGGAAAAUAUUUUCCUAACAAAUGUGUAGAUGUGUUUGCAAGACAAAAAAACAAAAAACGAACAAAAAAAAGCUACAUUAAAGUUACAAUAUGUUGCUCUAUAGUGCUCUGAGCCUUAGAAGAUUAUUUUUAUCAUGGUAAUUAGCUCUUACAAAGAGAAGAUAGGUUUCUUUCUUGUCUUCACAGGGUUCAUAAUAUGGCUGCUGUAAAGUCUUACGAAGACUGAAUCAUUCAGUCUGCAGAUGUCAUUGAAAGGUGAAGUUGAGAGCUUUUGGGGUAUUUCAGGCAUGUUGGAAGGUUCCAAAGCUCAUUCCUAAGCUUUAAUGGUUGCUUUAUUUAUAUUUAAAUGUAAACCCUCAGGAAGCAAGCAUUUAUGAAGGUGACGGGAAAGGUCCUGAUCCUGAGAACUGAUCACUCUGAGCAAGUUCAGUCCAAGCUCAAAGAGAGGAAGAGGAAGCAAAUGAAAGAUUAAAAAAAAAAAAGAGUAGAAACAAAAAAAAAGCAAAACAAGGAAGAAAGAAAGCUCUAGUCUGUUCUCAAAAUUUCCUAAUUGCCAUUUUAGCUGAGCCAAAACACGGCCCAGUUCGAGUCGUGGGAGAUGUUGUUUUUGUCACUGUUAUAGCCUUCUCUUCAGGGACAUAUGAUGAGAGUCCAUCUUGACGAAGUCCAGCAAUAAGUGGAAGGGAUGCUAAGGAAUCAGAAAAAUAAAGGCGUCCGCUUUGUGACCGCAUUGAAGUCUCAAGUCAUUCUUUAAUCGGUCGUUUUGGUAGUAGAAGGAAACCAAAUAAAAACAAAUAUACCUAUGAAAACGAAGGGAAAAGAGAGAAAAAAACGAACAAAUCUUCGGAGCAGAUGCGAACCUCAUCAUGUGUCCAUGUACAAGUGGCACUUAGCAACGAGUCUGUCCAGUCCUGCACUUAGCGUGAGGGGGCCUUUACCACCCCUCCCGCCUCUAUUUGCACUAAUGUUGAUGUAAUGUUAGGUAUUCUUUAGCUUUGUGGUUGCCUGUUAUCCAGGUGUCAUAUUUUGCUCAUUUUUGUUAAAGGGAGACCAGAUUUUCUAAUUACAAUAUGCAUGUGUGCAAUUCUGUCUUUUUUCAUCUUGUGAAUGAAUGAAUGAAUGGUUAUCUGUCAGUCAUAGGGAAAUUCAUUAGCACAGCUAAGUAUAGAGGGGGGAUGGUAUACACAACAGGGGAUCAUAAUACUUUACUAUUUUUCUAGGCCAAUUUGUUGUUUUUAUGCUAACAUGUUUGGACUUCAUUGGUUUAUUUUCUUUUUCUUUUAAAGAUGAUGGCAUGAAUAAAUGGUUCAAUAUAUCUGUAUUGUUUUCAAAGGAAUAUUAAAAGCAUCAGUUACAAUUAGAAUUCAGAAUGAGAAUCGCUUCUGAUAUAGUCCUGAAAGGAUUCAGUUUUUGAAGGCAUUAUGAAAUUACCUCUAGUUUUUAAAUCUCAUUUUUUUUCCAUAGCAUGAAUCUUAGGGGAGACAUGGAUAUGCUCAGAGAAUGAAUGAUAGUAACAUUUUGUGCAUGUGCAUGUGUGCGUGCGCGCGUCUGUGUGUGUGUGUGCAUGCACUUGAACAGAAGACGUGCACAAGGAUGUGUUUAUGAAUAUAAAUAAAUAAAUGUGUAGGUGUGAGCCUAUCUGUGUGUAUGUCAGUGGGUUUUAGGAUAUGUUAAUCAUUAUAGUAAUAUCUGUUUGAAUUGUGUUCCAUUAUGAAAAUAAACACCAAACACUAGUUUAUUUUAGAAAUGGGAAAAAUCUUUUUAAGUAAUAUUCAAGGAAGUAACUGUCUCUUUCUUUUUCAUAUAUGUAUGUGUGUGUGGCUCUUAGAUGCAGACAUCUUGUAUACAUGCAUUAAUCUGUUCACUUUAUCUCUAACAAACAAUUGCUCUUUGGAUAUGGUUAAAGAGCAUUUUGAAAGAUGUUCUUUAUUUGUAUAGUUUUACUUACUCUAUUGGUCUCUUCUUGACAAACAUUCCAUUGACAGCAAAAUAUCAAACCAUGAAGCACAUUUGAUGUUCUCUGUAGAGAAUAUUUUUUUUCAUAUUGAAAAAAAACAAAAAAUGUAGAAUAAAUAUUGAUGUUGCAUAUGGUAAUGGAUAUUUAAUACAUUUAACUUCAGUUUUAUGAAGGUUACUUGUUUUUUAAUAUAUUUUAUUUGGUAAUUGAAAUAUGUAAAAUAUAGGUAGUUUGCAUACUUUCAUAAUUUUUAUUUCAAUAUUACAAUUGUGGGGAAGCUUCCAAGUAAUUUUGAACAAAAGACAUGGCAGAAUUUAACUCAAUAUCAGUCUUAAAAGAGGUGUCAUGUAAAAUUCUUUUUUGCUUUUUUAAUGCAGUGUACAUCUACUGUAUUGUUGUUACUGUGUUGUUAAAAGUGGUUCCUAGGAAUGUCAAAUGAUGAUAAUGAUGAUGCAGAAUUAUUAUCUUCAGUUUGUACUUUCCACACAUGCUCAACCCCAGACAAAUCUUUACUCGUGUGGGGUUGGAAGCACAGGAAAUUCAAUAGCACCUGGAUGACUGAUUCAUAAUUGUGGUUAGAUUUUCAGUGGUAUAUGUGUGGUUGAAUAUCUCAUGUGGUUUUAGGAAUUUUUGGUGUUCCUUUUGUAUGGCAUAUAUACUAUUACAGAUGUUUUUGCACAUCUUAGGUCUCUGGAAAUAACCAGGAUCUCUUCCUCCUCCCUAAAAAUCUGUUCACAAGUCAGUACUAAGUCUCUACCUUUUACUGUUGAUAAAAACAUAUAUAAAAGCAAAUUAAAGAAUCACCUCAGAUGGGUGCCAAAAACUAGAUUUUUGUUUUUGUAUAUAAGCUCAGGACUUGAUAUAUGUCUGCAGUAAAAAUUGCCACAGGUAAUAUGUAAUAGGUUGUUUAAAAGACAUUUAAAGGAAUAUUGUAUGAAGAGCACAAUCUGGUAUAGGUGCCACAUAAUGACUGAAUCCUUUGAUGUUUUUAAUGGAUUUUGUAGUUUGCAUAUGAAGUUCUUUUGACAUGAAAGCUCAUGAUUAGGAACAUACACUAUAGCUAAGUGGAAGAAACUAUACAUUAUUAAACAUACUUUCAUUUUGGUUUUAAUUUUCAUUUAUUAAAAGUAAUCAGGGAAAAAUAUAACGAAAUACUUAACCCCUCGGAUCCGGUUGUUUCACAGCAGUCACAUGGCCAAAAGUCUGGGCAUUAGGCUUAUGAAAGGGACCGCUCUGCUGGGUGUGCGGCUUGUAGGCCGGGUGCAUGCGAACACUCAUGUGCAGUGACAAGACUCCAUGCUUCCCCUUAUCUUCUCUUUUUAUACAUAAGCAUUUUUAGCUUUUUUGCCAUUUUCAAUGUCCGUAUUUGUCUUUGAUUUGCAUUAUCCAGAUGGUAAUAGACUGUUUUCUUUCCACAAACUCCAUAUUAUUUCUGUAGGUAGUCUAUAACUCAGCACAAGAAAAAAAAAAUUCCUUACACUGUUAUUUGUAUAUUUAAGAAAAAAAAAAAAUUAAUAUUCAAUUUUUUGUAA